AUGAUUCAAGAAAUUAAUCUAUGCUAAGAACUUAAGAAUGAUUAAAAAGUUUCUAUAAUAAUUGAUAAGAAAGAUUUAGACUUGACAUUAAAAUUCAUUGAAAAAUUGAAUUAAAUAAGAGCUUAAUCAUCUAAUUUAGGGGAUUUGAAACGAAGAAUAGUACCUUUUUUUAUGAAUUAAUUUUAUCAUUGGGCUGUUGAGAGAAAACUAUAAUAAGUUGUCAAUUAUAUGAAACACCUCAAAACAAGUAAAGAAUCUUAAUAGAAGAAAUUUGAAUUAGGAGAUCUUAAAAAGCUUUUCACUAAUCAAUAGUUAGUAAUUCCUGGUUAAUAAUUAAUUAGAAAUUAAGUAAGAUAAGCUUGGUAAGAAUUUUUGGAAGACUAUGCAGCAUUAUCUGUAAUGAAAAAUCAAAAGAUUAAAUGCCCUUAAAUUAAAUAAAAUUAUAUAAACUACAUUCCUUUAUUAAUCGAAGAAUUGGAUUAGAUAUAUCCUUAUAAUAAAUUAUUGUCAAAAUACAAAUUGCCCUCAGAUCAUCAUCAUAUUAGCGUUAUUAACCCAUAUGAGAUGAUCUAAUGUUCAACUGAUGAGAAUUAAUGA
Paramecium pentaurelia is the source of this 597-nucleotide messenger RNA. The record is from the annotation of a GenBank genome assembly. NCBI's taxonomy places the organism in Eukaryota, Ciliophora, Oligohymenophorea, Peniculida, Parameciidae.